AUGUCGAGUUCUGCCUCUGGCGACUCGGGCGCUGGUGGCCGGUCAAUGGAGUCCCGAGUGGGCAGAAGCAAGCAACGUUACAACACCAAGGGUGAACGUCUCGUCGCUGGCAUCGUGCCCCUCACACCCGAUCAGAACUAUGUGCUGUUGAUCCAGUCCACCCGGCGAAAAGGUUGGGUCUUGCCCAAGGGCGGCUGGGAAUCGGACGAGACGUGCCAAGAGGCCGCCGAGCGAGAGGCUUGGGAAGAGGCCGGCAUCACCGUUCAGAUCAGCUACGACCUCGGCGACAUCGAUGAGAAGCGCGCGCCCAAGUCAUCAAAAGACCGGUCAAGAUACCACUUUUUCGAGGGCGUCGUCACUGGCGAGUAUGACGACUGGCCCGAGAGCCACAAGCGCGAACGCCAGUGGUUCUCUUUUGCUCAGGCCUGGGAAGCCUUGUCAACAAGACCAGAGCUGCAGGAGGCUUUGGAGCGGUCUACCAUGAGCCGGGCAUAG
This is a messenger RNA of Fusarium keratoplasticum, 495 nucleotides long. RefSeq names its product Nudix hydrolase domain-containing protein. The record is from RefSeq and is a predicted model, not a curated record. Bases 1 to 495 code for a protein of 164 amino acids. Gene Ontology annotation, biological process: diadenosine pentaphosphate catabolic process; adenosine 5'-(hexahydrogen pentaphosphate) catabolic process; diadenosine hexaphosphate catabolic process. The transcript has 2 exons. Gene Ontology annotation, molecular function: bis(5'-adenosyl)-hexaphosphatase activity; endopolyphosphatase activity; diphosphoinositol-polyphosphate diphosphatase activity. Lineage: Eukaryota; Fungi; Ascomycota; Sordariomycetes; Hypocreales; Nectriaceae. Gene Ontology annotation, cellular component: cytoplasm; nucleus.